AUGCCACGAAGCCGCACCACAGAACCAGACUGGCCAUCGUCAACUUCCCAAAAUGGCGAAGACAUACCAUCGUCCCUUUGGAAGAUCGCGCCCAUCCCCGGGAAAGGACUCGGUCUCAUCGCUACACGGGACAUCACCCCUGGCACUCUCCUCUUAAGCGAAGUCCCCCUGUUAACCACUGAAGGCGUAACAACCAUCGACCUCGAAGUCGCCGAGACGCAACUCCGCAAAAAGUUUUCCUCACUCUCACCAUCUUCACAGAAGGUUUUCAUGGCCUUGUACAACAACUACCCUGAUGACAAACCUUUGAGCGGGAUCGUGAGAUCAAAUGGCUACCCCUUGACGGUCUCGAGAAUUAAUCACAGCUGUUGUCCGAAUGUGGUGCAAGCUUGGAAUCCACUUGUGGAGAAGGAGACCGUGUUUGCUGUACGAACUAUUCCCGCCGGGACGGAGAUAUGCACUGCUUACCAUGUCGGCGGGCCCUCUUCUGAACGCCAGAAGAUUUUGAAGACGUAUUUUGGGUUUGACUGUACUUGUGCUCUGUGCUCGCUGCCUGAGGAGAAGUUGAAAACGAGUGAUGAGAGGAUGAUUGAAGCAGAGGAAUUGGACGAGAUGAUUGGUGACUCGAAGAAAGUCCGCUUUCACGCAGAUGAAGUCUUAGCUUGUUGUCAUCGGUUGUCUAAAAUUUAUGAAGAGGAAGGGUUGAAGGAUGAUAGGUUAUCGAGAUUGUAUUUCGACUGCUUUCAGGUUUGUAAUAUGCAUGGGGAUCUUGCGAGAGCGAGGGUGUUUGCGAGGCAGUAUUGUUCGGCGAAGAAGAUGGCUGCAGGAGAUGAUUGUAUCGCAUACUUGGAGAUGAAGCCGUUUGUUAAGAAUCCGCAGAAGCAUGAUAGCUUUGGGGUUACGGGGAAGUGGAAGACGAGGGCAGAGAGCGUGCCGAAGGGGUUGGGGAGAAUAGAGUUUGAGAGGUGGCUUUGGAGGGAGGAGGCUUGAAGGGCUCGUUGUCUUUAAGGAGUUUGGAGCUGGUAGAUUAUGUAUUCUGGCUUAUCUUGAUAUUUGAGGGGCUUGAGGUGCUGUUUUGAUCUGUUGAACGUGCCAGGAUGGUAUCGUACAGUACAAUCAUUAGAUGGAGUCAAACAUUUUCUCGGAUUGGAAUAGGACGACCUGUCAGUUCACAAUCGUAAUGUUUCAGAAUGGCGUGGUUCAAUUCUCAUCUGAAUUUGCCAUAUAGAGUGAGGUUGGUCUAGUGUAAUCCUCAAUUGUGGAUUCACGACGUGC
Messenger RNA from Hyaloscypha bicolor E, 1275 nucleotides. Its product is annotated as SET domain-containing protein. The record is from RefSeq and is a predicted model, not a curated record. Bases 1 to 990 code for a protein of 329 amino acids. The transcript is spliced from 2 exons. Gene Ontology annotation, molecular function: protein binding. NCBI's taxonomy places the organism in Eukaryota, Fungi, Ascomycota, Leotiomycetes, Helotiales, Hyaloscyphaceae.